Arabidopsis arenosa is the source of this 4311-nucleotide messenger RNA. The record is from the annotation of a GenBank genome assembly. NCBI's taxonomy places the organism in Eukaryota, Viridiplantae, Streptophyta, Magnoliopsida, Brassicales, Brassicaceae.
UGAUCUUGCUUCACUUCAUUCGAAAUUUAGAGAAGAUAUCUCGAGUUUAUCGGGGCCAUGGUUGCGGUUGAUUCCUCUUUCUCUAGCCAUGGUAGCUUUAGUUCUAGUAGAAGGAAGAAAGUCUCUGCUUUGGAACCGAAUUUUUUUGGUUCAAUGUGUAUGGGAGUUUACAGUGAUGAUGUUUCAAUCUCUCCAAGGGAAGUAGCUCAAGAUUACUCUUGUGACAGCUGUGGUGAUUUGGCGACUGUGUCUUCGGCCAGUUGCGAUUUUGAUGAACUGUGUGGUUUGGAUUCAGCCUUGGAGAUGGGAUGUCGGUCCAAUGGAGACUGUCGUGCGGGUCAAGAGGCUUCUGGUAGUGGCAUAGCUCCAGGUCUAGACAAGAGUGUUCCAGGAUAUACCAUGUAUGCAAGCGGUUGGAUGUACGGUAAUCAGCAAGGUCAGAUGUGUGGCCCUUAUACGCAACAACAGCUAUAUGAUGGGCUAUCAACUGGUUUUUUACCUGAGGAUCUUCUUGUAUAUCCAAUUAUCAAUGGUUAUACUGCAAAUUCUGUACCGUUAAAGUACUUCAAGCAGUUUCCAGAUCAUGUUGCCACUGGUUUUGCAUAUCUACAAAAUGGAAUGAUAAGUGUAACCCCACCUGUUAGUUCACUUUCUCUUUCUAGUAGUAAUGCCACAGUCCAUCAAGAUGAGACUCGAACAGAGCAUGGAACUUCUGCUACUCAUUUGAUUUCCCAUCAGACGUUACCUCCACAGACCUGUUCUAAUGGUCCUGUCUCAGAUCAGCUAACAUUAAACCACGAUGAGUCAAAUCUGUUAGCUUCAUUCCUCUCAUUGGGAAACGAACAUGCUUGCUGGUUUCUUGUGGAUGGUGAAGGUAGAAAUCAUGGACCACAUUCUAUAUUGGAGCUUUAUAACUGGCAGCAGCAUGGAUAUGUUUCAGAUGCAGCCCUGAUACGUGAUGGUGAAAAUAAGCUUAGACCAAUCACAUUAGCAUCGUUAAUUGGUGUAUGGAGGGUGAAAUGUAGUGAUGCCAAUUGUGACGAGUCAUUGACUGGUGAGAGCUUCAUAUCCGAAGUUUCGGAAGAACUCUCUGUUCAUCUUCAGAGUGGAAUAAUAAAAAUAGCUAGAAGAGCUCUACUCGAUGAAAUCAUCAGCAGUGUGAUUUCAGACUUUCUUAAGGCCAAGAAAAGUGAUGAGCAUCUCAAGUCUUAUCCACCCACUUCUGCUGCACAUGUUGUUGAAUCCAUAUCGUCUCAAGUUAUUAAUGCGGAGAAAAGUGUUGUCUCAAACACUGAAACAACAGGAUGUAAGAACAUAUUGAAUGAGUGGGGUCAGAGUAGUAUAGCUGCAGAGUCGCUCAAAUAUACUAAAUCUGUUGGAAGCAUUGAGAACUUUCAGACAUCUUGCUCAGCUGUGUGUAGAACGCUUCACAACCAUUGCAUGCAAAUCAUGUGGAAUGCUGUUUUUUAUGAUACUGUGGCAACUCAUUCAUCAUCUUGGAGAAAGAAAAAACUUUGGUUUCAGUCUUCUGAUAUCUCGACCCUUAAUUACUGCAAAGGUUCCCAUAGAAAUUAUUCAGACAAACCUGAAGCAUUUAAGAGUUUUACUUGUAGGGUGGAUUCCUCUUCCUCUAAAACUGCUUACUCUAAUGAACUCGACUUACCUACCAAUGGAGCCAGCGUUCGUGGAAUGUCAUCUAGAAAAGUAACCUUACCAGAUACUGAUGGAACGGAAAGUCUCAUAGCAAGCAUCUCAGAACAUGUUGAAAGUGAACUCUUUCUGUCUCUUGAAACUCACCUAACUGAUUAUACUAGUAUUCUCAUUAAAGAUGGAGCGAAUAAUACUACUAGUACGGCACGAGAUGGCAAAAUGCAUGAGGAAAACGUGUCAUCUCUUCAGGGUUCCUUCCGUGAACAGUAUAAUCUGGAAGGGUCUGGUGAAAAGCAGAAUGACUUAAAUGUGGUUUCUGCUAAGUUGCGGUUUUCCAAUGAUUUCAGUGAUUCUCAGAGACUGUUGCAAGAGGGAGAAUCCUCUGAGCAAAUCACAUCUGAAGAUAUUAUCGCUGAUAUUUUUAGUACAACAUUGGAGACAUCAGACAUUCCUGUUAGUGAUGAACUUGAUGCUCUGGAUAUGCAUGAGCCACCACCACCUGGAUGUGAAAGCAGUAUUAAAAUGCCAUCUCUGCCCUGUAAGUUUCGGCCUGUAAGGUCCAAGGAAACCAUUCCAGAGAUUAAAGCAUAUGUUGCAACGGCUCUAUGUAGACAGAAGUUGCACAGUGAUGUUAUGAAAGAUUGGAAAUCACUGUUCAUGAAGUGUCAUCUCAACGAAUUCCUUGCUUCACGGAAAGGAAGCCAUCAACUUUCUCGUAAAGAAACAUUAGUACUGAAGAAGCGCAAAACUGUUACUCGGAACAAAAAGCUAGUACAGUCUAAUAUUUCAAAUCAAACAGCAGAUAAGCCUAGGAAACCAUGUGUCGGAUCGUCUGACAAAAUUCUGGUUAAACGAUCUAAGAAACUGUCAGAUUCUCAUUCCAUGAAAGAAGCCCUUAAAGUCGAUACACCCAGUAUAGAUUUGUCAGUUCGGAAACUAAGUCAACAGAAGAUGAGGAAUACUGAACGGCCGGAUCAUUGUAUCAUAAAGGAUGCGACGAAGUUUCAGAAAGAAAAUGUUGGCAAAGAUGCUUUUAGUAAGGUGAUCUGUGAUAAAAGCCAAGAUCUUGAAAGGGCAGAUGAAUUUGAUGACGAACUUCUUAUAACAAGACUAAGAAGAAUAUCUAGGAAUAAAUCAAAGGAGUUAAGAGAACGUAAAAAUGCUGCAAAAUCCUGUGAGGAGAUUUCAGUGUCUGCUGAAGAAUCUGAAGAAACCGUUGACCGCACAGAUCAUGAGGAAAGUCUUUCAAAUAAGUCUUCUCAGAAAGUGCAAAAAGCUCAUGUAUCAAAGCUAAAGAGAAAGAAUAUGUCAGAUGUCAUAGUCGAAGGUACAAAAUCUUCUCACAAUGGAGCAGUAAGAGGUUUUUCUGAGAUUUCUGGAAAGAAAGGUGAUACAGAAAGCCUUGGUUUUGUCACCAGUGAUAAGGUUUCCCCUCAACACCGCAGCAAGAGAAGGAAAAUAGUUGCUGCGAAGCACGGUCAGGAUAUGUCAAACCCUACUGGUAAUCCCGAGAGACUCGCUGAAGGAAAAAAAGUUGUGGAAAAGUCAGCAUGCAAUAUAGCACAGAAGGCCUGUAAGUCAUCGCAAUCAUCAAUACUAAAGAGAAAGCACCCGUCGGAUGAAAAAAUCCCGAGUGUACCUUCACGUCGGAGGUUAUCUCUUUCUUCCAAGGAUUCUGAUGAUGAUGUUGGAAAUGAAGAGAAGCUUCCCUGCGAUACAUCAGAUAAGCUGCAAAAAGGCAAUUUCCUACAAAUUUUCAGUCCGAAGAAAUUGAUGCUUAGAAGGAAGCUAUUAGCAAAACAUACAACAGAACGUUCUCCCAUUAAGGAUUUGUCAGUGGAUGAUGGCAGGGUUAAGUCGAUUGCAUUAAAACCAUUGGAAAAAUUGAGUUCAAAACCAAGCAAAAAAAAGGUGUUACAGUCAUGUCCAAAGUCUGUUGGAUGUGCACGAACAUCUAUUAACGGUUGGCAUUGGCGUGCAUGGUCGUUGAAGGCUAGUGCUGAAGAGAGAACCCGUGUUAGGGGAAGUUCUUCUGUACAUAUACAACAUUUUGGUUCCAAAAGUAAUUCGACUCAGAACGUUCUUUCUGCAAGAACUAAUAGGGCAAAAAUGCGUAAUCUUUUAGCUGCUGCAGAUGGGGCUGAUGUCUUGAAAAUUUCUCAGUUGAAGGCUAGGAAAAAGCGUUUACGGUUUCAACAAAGCAAGAUUCAUGAUUGGGGUCUUGUCGCACUUGAACCGAUUGAAGCUGAGGACUUUGUGAUCGAAUAUGUUGGAGAGUUGAUACGUUCUUCUAUAUCUGAGAUACGUGAACGCCAAUAUGAAAAGAUGGGAAUAGGAAGCAGUUAUCUUUUCAGGCUUGACGAUGGUUAUGUGGUUGAUGCCACAAAGCGUGGUGGCAUAGCGAGGUUUAUCAACCAUUCAUGUGAGCCGAACUGUUACACCAAGAUUAUAAGCGUAGAGGGUAAGAAAAAGAUAUUCAUUUAUGCUAAGCGGCAUAUAGACGCCGGUGAAGAAAUAAGUUACAACUACAAGUUCCCACUGGAGGACGACAAAAUCCCCUGUAACUGUGGAGCGCAAAAGUGCCGUGGAUCGCUAAACUAAGGAGGGACGUGGUUUUUAGAGGAAACUGAAUCGGAAUUGCUAUAAAAGAUUAGCAAUCUC